AUGACUGAAGAACAUAGAGAGCAAAAGAACGAGAGCAUAGAUCCUAGCCACAUUCACCACUCCUCAGACGAAGAAUCAACUAUUGGCUAUGAACCCAACCUUUCCCAUGUACCUACCAACACCAGCGCCCUGAACCGUACACUAUCGGCGGUGCGCACUCGGGAAUCUGGCAAAGAUCUCGGCCCACCCCCGGAUGGCGGAUUUCAGGCUUGGUCACAGGUUGCUCUCGCACACUUCGUCAUCUUCAAUACAUGGGGCUACAUCAAUAGCUUCGGCGUCUUCCAGACGUACUAUUCCCAGACACUGGGACAUCAACCCUCGGAUAUCUCCUGGGUCGGCAGCAUUCAGAUCUUUUUGUUGUUUUUCAUUGGCACAUUCUCCGGCAGGGCCACCGAUGCUGGCUAUUUUACAUUUACUCUAUCAUGCGGUGCUAUCUUGGAAUGCUUCAGUAUUUUCAUGACCUCGCUCUGCACCAAGUACUGGCAGCUAUUCCUGGCACAGGGUGUUGGCCAAGGAAUUGGGUGUGGGCUCAUGUUCUGCCCAACCCUGGCUUUGGUCUCGACUUAUUUCGCCAAGAACCGUGGGAUCGCCAUUGGAAUCGUUGCGUCGGGUUCUGCCACCGGAGGUCUGGUCUUCCCGGCUGUUAUCAUGAAGAUGCUGCCCCAGGUCGGAUAUGGGUGGACAAUCCGGACGCUGGGCUUCAUUUCGGUAGCCACGUUGACUCCUUGUGUCCUGUUCCUCAAGCAGCGCCUUCCUCCACGCAAGAGUGGUCCGAUUGUCGAGUGGGCUGCCUUCACCGAGCUGCCCUACUUGCUGUUUGCGAUUGGCAUGUUCAUGAACUUCUGGGGCCUAUAUGUUGGCUUUUUCUACAUCGGCAGUUUCAGUCGUAACAUCAUCGGGGUGUCAAACGAUCGAUCCAUUGAUUUACUCCUGGUCAUGAAUGGAGUCGGAUUGGUCGGGCGAUUGGUCCCCAAUCUGCUAGCUGAUCAGUUCACCGGUCCUCUCAACCUGUUGAUCCCGUUCAGUUUUGCGACAGCCUUGGUUGGAUACUGCUGGGCGGCAGUCAACGGUAUGUCCGGGCUGUGGACAUUUGCCACGUUUUAUGGCCUCUUUGCUGCGGGGAUUCAAUCGUUGUUCCCAGCGACCCUCAGCACCCUCACGGCGGAUAUGAAGAAGAUCGGUGUACGCAUGGGCAUGAUUCUCAGUGUGGUGGCAGUGGCAGCCCUUAUAGGGUCUCCUAUUGCUGGUGAGCUAGUUGUUCGUGAUGAUGGAAAUUAUUUGUAUGCCCAAAUGUUCAUGGGAUCUGCGAUCUUCCUUGGCGGAUUGACCUUGAUUGGGGCUCGAGUGACCAAGGUGGGCACUGGUCUGGCUCGAGUUUGA
Penicillium expansum is the source of this 1380-nucleotide messenger RNA. Its product is annotated as putative MFS monocarboxylate transporter. Gene Ontology annotation, biological process: transmembrane transport. NCBI's taxonomy places the organism in Eukaryota, Fungi, Ascomycota, Eurotiomycetes, Eurotiales, Aspergillaceae. Gene Ontology annotation, molecular function: transmembrane transporter activity. Gene Ontology annotation, cellular component: fungal-type vacuole membrane. Bases 1 to 1380 code for a protein of 459 amino acids. The transcript has a single exon. The record is from RefSeq and is a predicted model, not a curated record.